CGCGUUUGAAAAGGGUGGCCAUAUUUCACGCGUUGUGAUUGGCCAGGCGCGUUGCAAACUCGCUUUGUCAUCGUUAGCAGUUGAAAACAUCAAUCUUGGCGACCAGUGGUAUAGUGGAAGUACAGGGUAUGAUUUGCUGCGGUAUCUCUUUACCACCGACCUUUGGAUUGGAAGUCAACUUGGAGGCCCUCGACCACCUUGACUGCAGUUUUUGCACGCAUGGCCGGCUAUGCAAAUCACCCUCAUUAACGCGCGACUGUAGUCCAAUCACUGCCGGUGAUUCAGUGCACGCGCCAAGCUCGUGUUCCGGUCUGUACGCGAAGUAACCCUCUGCCAGGCUGCGUCGUCAUCAGCGUCAUCACAUUACGAGUCUUGACCUAUUCGUCUUGCAAGUAGCACGCUCCAUUUGUUUGAGAAGAUCAUUCCCGCAGUGUGCAAUCGAUCACUUCAAGCAACAUGAACUUACCCUGUUGCUAUGUUUCUCAACUGGCGCUGGCAGGGUCAACUCCAACUUGCAUAAGAAAAGUGACCUAUAUGUCGUUGAAUAACCAUUUAUCUCAAAAUAAAUCACGCGUUGACGGGACACAUAGGCCUAUCCUAUACGUGAAGUAUAUGUGUACAGUAUAGAAACGCACACCGCAAGAUCUACACUGGACUUGCUAAGCCUACUUGGAACUGUUUUAAAAACUGGAUACUGGAGUCGCUGACACCCUGAAGACGUUUCUAAGACCGGCACCAGAUUCCGAGUGGCGUCGGUAGUUUGAGAGCACAGGGCGCGUACGAAGUACUCGAAACAGUCUGAUUGAGUCGACUAGAUUACCGCCACUUCCUGUUUUGUUUUGGUGCGAAACGGUCUCUACAUCACUAUGGCUUCUCUGAACUAACCUCGAGGCGCUUUCCCCGAGCUAACCAAACACGGCACUCAUGAGUAUGUCUGAAAGCUCCUCAUCCGAAGACGAGGUUUCAGUUUCUCCUCCCAGCUAUGGAGUCACCUUCACCAUCGGUGGCCUGCCGCUCAGUGGGUCCACCAGCGCUGGGAGCCCGCGAAGCCCCAGCGAGGCUGCCCCGGCGAGCCAGCCACCGGAGCCGGAGGACGACAACCGGCGGCGGGAACAGGAAAAGUGGGCCAUGCUGGCCGGUCAGGCAGCUUACAAGCUGGAGGCCUACGUGUUCCGCCAGGUGCUGCCCGAGGAGUUGAUCAAGCCGCACAUCUUUCCCCGCAACAUCACGGACAUGGAGGCGCUCAUCCACAAGUACGGCCGGAGCGGUGAGGCCGUGCGGCUGGAGAACGCCAAGGAGAAGUGGAAGCAACUGAAGAACAAGUGGCAGUGGACUAAGGCGCACACGGCCGCCCUCAGCGUCAUCAAGUUCGCGUACCUGCACAUCUCCAACCCGCUGGAGGUCAUGAUGCGCCUGGACAGAAACGACGGCGAGAGUUUGAAGGAGACGCGACGGGCGUUCCGCAAGUCCUUGCCCACCGAGCUCUACGAAGCUGGCGACCAGAUCGUGGAAAUGAUGCACGAAGCCAAUCUUCUGAAGGACGAGUCUUCCAUUAACGAAACAUAAUGUGGGUUUUUUAUGCAAACAAAUGUAAUGUCCAAAAAUCAAAUACAUCUAUACCUAUCAUGUGUACAUAAAGAUUAUUUUUUGUUGAAAAGUUUGAGUGCGUACAAACGCAGUAUCAUGUCGAAGUUAGUGAGUGCACAUGCAGGCCCUGUUCAAAUAGAGUACCGAGGUGUGACGUCACUGUGAACCAGAAAGUGCAGUGCAAACGAAUGGAAUACGCGCGCGUGUUGGUUCACGCGCUGGUUUUUGCGCUAAUGCCUUUUACACACUAAUUGUGCGCGUGACGUUUCACUUCGGUACUCUAGAAUCCGUACUUUCGUGUUUGUGCCCAUUCCGUGUCUGCAGAAUGAGCGAUCACUUCAUGGUGCUUUUAAAAGAUGUCACAGGUCGGAGUGGAAAAAUGAUUGUACCUGUAAUUGCGUUGCGCACUUUAAACACUUGGUAGAUGUGACGACAAUCUGCUUCCCCUUGUAGGCUACGCAGAGUUACAUAACCGGUGCGUGCAUCUUGAAAGAAGAUUCCCGUUUCAACAUUUUUUUUCUUGAGAUUUAUAACCGGCCUCAUUGACUGAACGAGUCGAAUAAAAAUUGGCAACUACAUGUAUUAAGUUGGGAGUUAAAAUUUUAGAGCAUUACGACUUAGGACUGUCCUUUCGAGAAAAAAAGUGACACCACUCGCAAAUGCAGCUCCGGAUGUGGUGUUCUCAAAUUUCACCGUGCUGAGUUUAUUUUGGGUAAAAAUGCACAUGCACGGACAAUGUAUAUGAACGUGCUUGGCGAACUGCGAGUACACACAUCACAGCAAAUAAUUCACCGAACCUCUGCGCCCGACUUGGGCACGUUGUACACGAAAUGAGCAACAUUGGGAUAGGUUAAACCUAAAGCUCCAUAAUAUAGUUAAACUGAGUUUUUUACGCACUCUUGGUUCCUGUAUUCAAAACAGAUAACGUGUACCAGGCACAUAAAUAAAUUGGAAAUCACUGGUAAUCCAGACAACCCCAUUUUGACAUACAAGCUGUGUAUGGCGUGAUGCAUAGGAACGCUAAUCUUAGCCUGUGUGAUGAAUUUACCUCCAGCGAUCUGUUCGUUACGAAUCGAGCGCAAAUUAUCUCCUCGUGUCACGUAGUUCACGUAAUCUUCACUGGUCUGGAACUGUGCACAUGUAUGAAAUUAAUCGAAAUCGAAUCCGGAUUGUACCAUGUAUCUUUUUAAAGGAGAGUUUGAAGCAAUUGUAUUCGCGAUCUGUUUUGUUCAUUCCAGUCGUUAACGGGAUACAAAAAUGUAUUAGAAGUAGAACAACGAAAACCAGGAGUUUCUAAGGGUAAAUUAUGCAUGUGAAUUUUUUGAGGAAUGUUUUGAGUGCUUUAUUACAAAUUCGAAUAUCAGAUACUGAAUACUUUUAAUAUUCUUUUUGAGCGUUUGUUUCUAUGGUAACUCUCAACCGAAGGUUGCUAUCAGUGCUUGACGUCAAAAGGUGUCGGAGUUGAGGAUACAAACGGACGCUCAAGUUAAAGCAAACUGGUGUCACGUGAUUAGCGUGGCACAACUGGCCAUUUUAAGGAACCGCCAUUAAAAAGUUGCCCGUCCAAUUUAAACAGUGGAAUGGCUCACAGUCACUUUUUUAAAGAAUACUUCGUUGUGAGAAGAACAAUAAUUAAUUUGUGGAUUUAUAUGUUGUGAAGGUACAGAGAGACAAAUUUAUUUAUGAUCGUAUAAUUCGGAGGGUUAUUAUCUCUGCUGUUAUCUUUGAUUGCAUUUUGUCCGAGCUCUUUCACUGUAUUUUGAAAUUAUCCGUCCGCCGUCUUGGGCGAGACGAUCAUUUUUUUUAAUCAUAAUUUGCUUGAUUUUAACUGGCAAUUGUUCCAUUUUGAUUGCAAAGUAACUUUAGAUGACCUCCGAAAAAUAUGCAAAACAGCCCAGGUAUUACACCUUGAAUUAAUGUCAUCGGCUAUUAUUUAGAAGCUGAAUUGGUCCGCAAAACCUGGUCAGGUUACAAACAGAAAUUGGAGAUGUUAGUUUCACGGUAUACACAAACCUAAUGCGGAUAUAAAAAGUACGUAUGUAUAUUUUUUUUGUCAGAUUGGUUUUGUUUUAAUACAAAUAGGCACAGAGUGUUAUCUCGAAAACCUUCCAAUGUAUAUGUGUGUGCGGUUCUGUAUAUUUUGAUUUUCAUAAAAAAAGGCUUUAUUUGAUUUUGUAUAAAUGUUGCAAAUAAGUUGUGUUUAUAUAUAAAGCGGCGAUUGUUUUUCUAUAUUUUAUUUGUUUAGAAUUUUUUCUGCAACCGAAAUACGUUAAAUGCUGCAUGGAAUCAACACACGCACGUCACGGUUGUAUGACACAAAAAAAUCCUCGUGGGGUCUAACUCCGUAACCACCACUUGAAAUGAAAGACUUCGCAACCACAUAAUAUACAUUGCAUACGUUCGAGUGCACAGAAUGUUGGCCUAUUUUGUUGAUCCAUAAUGUUGGUUCCCACACCACUGACGCUACAUUGAAAAAAAAAAUCUCCGUCAGACUUGACUAGUUGUAAUUACCUGAAAAGGGAGUUAACAUCACGGUUUGAGACGCUUAACUUGUAGGUUUGGGUUCUACUAGAGGACUGUGUGUCCUUCAGCAACGGUUCUGUCAUUAGUGUGCGUGCGAUAAUAUGGAUACUGUAAACCUCAUCUGUAUUUUUAAUUUGACUGACGUGCCAUUAAAAGAAGUAAGAAGUGAUUUUAA
Molecule: messenger RNA, 4285 nt
Organism: Acanthaster planci (crown-of-thorns starfish)
Lineage: Eukaryota; Metazoa; Echinodermata; Asteroidea; Valvatida; Acanthasteridae
Source: RefSeq, a predicted model, not a curated record